AUGAGGAUAGCCCGAGCGGUGUGCUGGCUGGUGAUCAGCUACACGGUGGUCGGCGUCGGAGAAGGAAGCCUGGGGAGGAGACGGCUGCGGCGACAGGGCGACGUCCUCUCCGAGUUCUUCCCCCGAGCUGGAAGACCAGCGAGACCCGUCCUUUUCGUGGAGCAGGAGAAGGAGACCGCCAUCGCCGCCGUCGAGUCGCCGGAGUUGCAGUCUCAGUCAGGUACGAAGGAUGGUGACAGGAUAAAGGAGCUCCCAGGGCAGCCGGUUGGGAUAGAUUUCAAGCAGUACGGAGGCUACGUCAUCGUCGAUGGCGGCGCCGGGAGGGCGCUCUUCUACUACCUCGCAGAGGCUGCCGGCGGCGACCCUUCCUCUCGGCCUCUCCUGCUCUGGUUCAAUGGAGGUAAGGAGAAGGCUUUACCUGCCCCGAGGAAGAGCUCCUCGCUAGGAACACGAUGGAAGUCCUCCGCUUGUGACCUCGUAUGCCACCCUGGUUUUCUCUCAGGCCCGGGGUGCUCUUCCCUCGGUUUCGGCGCCAUGGAGGAGCUCGGGCCUUUCCGGGUUCGCAGCGAUGGCCGGACGCUCUUUCGAAACCCAUUUGCAUGGAAUUCAGGUACGCUUCUCUCUCUGCGUCUUCCUUUCUCUCUCUUUCUUCUUCUUCGUCUUCUUCUUCUAUGUGUGGAAGACUAAUAAGCGAUGGUGGGGGAUUGAGUAGUGGCCAACGUGCUGUUCUUGGAAAGCCCAGCGGGCGUUGGGUACUCGUACUCCAACACGACGGCGGACUACCGGAGUUGCGGAGACAGGAGGUCGGCCGCGGACACCCUCGUCUUCCUAGUGAACUGGCUGGAGAGGUUCCCGGAGUACAAGCGCCGGGAUCUCUACGUCGCCGGAGAGAGCUACGGCGGCCACUUCGUCACCCAGUUGGCGUCCCUCCUCCUCCACAACCAGUCUCACAACGCCACCUUCUUCAACCUUAAAGGAAUCCUCGUACGUCUCAUCGCUCCCUCUCCUUCUCUCUCUCUCUCUCUCUCUCUGCGUCACGUUUAUGAUGAGGCCAGAUGGGGAAUGCGGUGAUGAACGACGAGACGGACUUCAAGGGGAUGUACGAGUUCUUCUGGAGCCACGCGCUGAUCUCCGACGAGGCUAUCGAAGGGAUCCGCAUGUUCUGCAACUUCUCCCUCCUGGACCUGGGCUACAGCCGGAGCCCUGACUGCCAGCAGGCCCUCGAGCUGGUCGACGGGAUCUUUGGCCAGUCGCUCGACCUCUACGACAUCUACGGGCCUCCCUGCACCUCCGGCAGCCUCACCGCCAUCCCCAGGAGAGCCUCUGUAAGCUGAUCUCCUAAUUCCCGGAGCUUAUGAAGUUGGUCAGAUUCCUCCGAUGAUCUUGUCCUUCUCCGGGUGAUAUAUGUUUGGCGGCACUCGCAGGUCAACGAAUUCGACCCUUGCUCGGAUUUCUACGUGGAAGCGUAUCUGAACCGCCCCGAGGUCCAGGAGGCCCUCCACGCUAACCUCACCAAGCUCGGUUACCCCUGGAGAGCCUGCAGGUCCCAUCAGCAUCACCCUACCAGCUUCGUUCUCUAUCCGCCUAUUAGGGUUUUGGGCCUCAACACAGUCGCUGAAUCCCCUCGGCGAUCUUCUCUUCUUCUUCCUCUUCUUCUCAGCAAGAUGUUAGUGGGCUGGAAGGAUAAGGCGAAGACCGUCCUGCCGCUGGUGCGGAAGCUCAUGGGACAUGGAGUCCGCGUCUUGGUGUACAGGUAAGCUUGGGUUGGAAACCUUCCGGAUUGCCGGAGAGUUCUAAAAAUAAUCUCCGAGUUCCUGCGCAGCGGUGAUGUCGACGGCGUGGUUCCCGUCACCUCCACCAGGUUCUCCAUCGACACCCUCAGCCUCCCCGUUGAAUCCCCCUGGCGGCCAUGGACAGCCCACGGAGAGGUAAAGACCCCCCCCCUCCCUCCCUCCUCCUCCUCCUCCGCUGACGACGAUCACUCUCUCUCUCUGGCUGUGGUUCUUGUUCUUGUGAAGGUGGGAGGGUAUGUGGUGGUCUAUGAGGGGGGGCUGAUGUUGGCGACGGUGAGGGGGGCGGGGCACGAGGUGCCGAGCCACCAGCCGUCCAGGGCUCUCCUGCUCGUGAAGUCCUUCCUGAGAGGGAAGCCGCCGCCGCCUUCUUCAUGA
Spirodela intermedia is the source of this 2168-nucleotide messenger RNA. The record is from the annotation of a GenBank genome assembly. NCBI's taxonomy places the organism in Eukaryota, Viridiplantae, Streptophyta, Magnoliopsida, Alismatales, Araceae.